This is a messenger RNA of Volvox carteri f. nagariensis, 1806 nucleotides long. RefSeq lists its product as uncharacterized. Gene Ontology annotation, molecular function: phosphatidylinositol binding; metal ion binding. The transcript has 7 exons. The coding region runs from base 1 to 1806 and encodes 601 amino acids. NCBI's taxonomy places the organism in Eukaryota, Viridiplantae, Chlorophyta, Chlorophyceae, Chlamydomonadales, Volvocaceae. The record is from RefSeq and is a predicted model, not a curated record.
AUGCUCUUUGUGGACGAGUCCGCACAGCAAGACGGCUGGGAGGCCUUUCCCACGCAGCAGCUGACGUCGGACAGUUACGCUGCUGAGCUUAUUCGUAGUCAGAAGAAGGCAGCAGCUGCCUCAGUGGCGCCUGCAGCGCCAACUGCACCGUCGGGCGCCUCCAGGGCCGGCGCCGCUGCAGCCUCAGCUCCAACGCAAGGACAGGGCUUGGGCAGCUUUGGUCUCAAUUUAGCCCUUAGCGGCCUGGGUCGGGGCCUAGGCAGUCUGGGCUUCGGCACUUCCACCGGUGCGGAUGGCGGCGGUAAUCUCAACACGUUGGAGGACUUGCACGAUAUCAUGACUUCUGACCCGCUGGGAACAGCGAAUAUGUCGCAACGGCGGCGGCACAGCGACGGGAGCUCCGGGGGCUUCGGCGCAUUCCACGAAGGCGACGAUUGGCCGGUACCGUCCGCACCACCGGUGCUGGAGCGCCGCAGCCAGGACGAAGCAUCUUCGGCCUUCGCAGCAGGUGGCAGCAGAGGUACAGACCCGAGCGGCUCCGGCGCUGCCUCUGCCGAUGCGUUACGGCACCAGCACCAGCGCGGCGCAGACGCGGCCUGGGACCCCCUGGGGAGUACCGCUGUAGUGCCCGCUUUUGGCGGUGGCGGCGGCGGCGGCAGUGGCGGAGUGCUCUCGCUGGAGCCGCCGCUGUGGCUGCCGGACAGCCACGCAACCGAGUGUCUGAGCUGCCACAUGCCCUUCCGACCGUUCACGCGCCUGCGCCACCACUGCCGCCUGUGCGGCAAAAUUUUCUGCAGCGCUUGUUGCCACAAGAAAGCGCUGCUCCCACCGAAAUAUGGGGUUAGGACCCCUCAGCGUGACUCCCCUGACGCCAUCAGCCUGCGCGCCUGGCUGAACAGCCCGUGGACCUCCAAUCUGGGGGAGGACAUAUUCAAGGCGGCAAACAUGCUGACCACCUUUGUAAAGGCGAUUCGCCUGCGGCCCGAGGCAGGACUGCCGACGGCUGCGCUCCAGGGAGUCGAGGGGCUGGCAUUGCUGACUGUGGCACGACUGGGCGCCGGCUGGUCGUUCUCCUUCGGCACCGGCUUGGUUGUGGCCCGUACCCCCGGCGGCUGGUCGGCCCCCUGCGCCAUCUCCGCCGCCGGAAUGGGCUGGGGUCUCCAGCUGGGUGGCGAGCUGGCGGAUGUGGUGCUGGUGCUGCGCAGCCGGGAGGCGCUGGCGGGGCUGUGCGGCGGUCUGGGUGCCGGGGUGGUGGUGGGCGGCGCUGCGGCCCUGGCUGUGGGCCCCGUGGGUCGGCAUGCGGACGCGUCCCUGGUGCUCAACACUACCGGUACGGCGGCGGCCUAUGGCUACAGCCGCAGUAAAGGCGCCUUUGUGGGGCUGUCCGUGGAGAGCACGUUGUUGUGCGUCCGGAGGCAGGUGAACUUGGACUUCUACGGCUAUCCAGUAACGCCCCGGCAGUUGCUGCUGGAGACUGCAGUGCCGCCACCGCCCGCUGCCGCUAUGCUGUACGAGGGAAUAAAGGCCCUCCUGCACCGUUUCGAGUGCCGCCGGCGCUUGGUACAUAAUCGCCAUAGCGGGUCCCUCCAGCGCCAGCACCAACACCAACAUCAACAGGGUGCUGCGAUACAUGCAUCGUCAGCAGUGCAGCACCAGCAGCUGCUGGCCCUACCGGCCACUUCGCCCGCGCCUGCCCUGGCCGAUUACCAGCCCGCAACUUCGUCAGGAGGCUCGGCCGCUUACUUGCCCUCUUUUGUGGUCACCGAGUGCGACCGCACGCCCGCGCGCCCGGCGAUUGUAAUCUAG